Messenger RNA from Schistocerca cancellata (South American locust), 1802 nucleotides. RefSeq lists its product as uncharacterized. Lineage: Eukaryota; Metazoa; Arthropoda; Insecta; Orthoptera; Acrididae. The transcript is spliced from 8 exons. Bases 229 to 1140 code for a protein of 303 amino acids. The record is from RefSeq and is a predicted model, not a curated record.
CGCUUUCAUUCAUGACAAACGAAGUAUUAUUUCGUUUCUUUCAGCGCUUGAACUGAAUUCAGUAAGCUGUCCUCUGGCAAAAUUAUGGAACUGAUAGUAUGAGUCAUCUACCGGAUAAAAGUCAAAAUCCUACUUCGAUGUUUAACAUGAAUUACAUUCGAUACCGUACUGAGUACACUGUACAGCAAUACACAGUAUUAUCUUUGCGGGUGGGAGCGAUAUUUUGAAAUGAUGAGCUACGGGCUAAAUGAUUCGAGAGAGUUGCACGAUUCCAGUUUGAAUUUUUCACUCUCUGGGGAGCUUGAUUCUUCUCAGUCAAAAAUUGGGAAGAUCGAUUGCUCACAGUUUACAAGGUCUCAAACUAUAAAUCCUGUUUUGCUUCCACCUUUUCUGUUGGGAGAAUCUUCAGCAAGGCAUUCAGUCAGUGGACAAACGAAACCAAAGGAAGAGAAAGUGCAAACCGAUGGCUCUUUCACAGCAUCCACACCUGAAUCAGAGAAACCUAAAUGGCCACCAGUAAGGACACAGAAUGACUUACUUGAAAAUUACAAUUUUGAAUAUUCACCAUGGUAUCCAAAGAAGCCAUGGGACAUCGAAACUGAUAGAUUGUCGAGCAAUGCAGCAGAGGCAAAUGGCCUGGACAAGCGCAGCCACUGGGCACGGCUGUGGGUCACUGUGCUCGGAGUGCCACCAUCGCUUCUCGGGCGGCGGAGGGUGUUGCGUCUCGUGGAGGACGUCUGCCGAGGUGGCAGGGGGUCAAUAUGUGAGGUGGCUGGCCCUGUCAUGGGAGGCCGCAAGAUGCAUCUCCGCAUGGUUACAGCAGAACUUGCUUCUCGCCUCCUGAGGAACAAUGGUGGGCUUCUCGAGAUGCCAGUUGAGGGACCUCCGAUUCGUGCAGAACCGUGCACCAAUCAGAGUAUACUGGACAGAUAUGAGGAACUAGGCAAAACACAACCCUCAGAGCCACAGAGGCGUGUUCUCUCUCCAGUGGCACAACCAUCUUGGCGUGGUGCUAACGAAACGGUGGGGUGGGCUGUUCGCCAGGCGCAAGCGAGGUACUCGGUUAAACCGGAAGUUGUCCCCCCUCAUAAACUUCGACGGAGUUGGCAGGAGGAACUGGUACAUCGAUAUUCUCUGUAGCAUCACAGUGUAUGAGAGAAAUGUAAAAAGGAAUUUUUAUAACUGGAAGACUGACGUGUGUUUCUGAAGAUUUUAAAUGACUUCCAGAUGACACAAAUUGAACAGGUGCAUGUGUAAUAACAUCUGGAUUCCCUGUAAUCCAGUAUUUUAUCAAUAAACAUGUUUAUAUUUUGUAAUUUUUGUAGUGUGUUCUUUCUAUUCUCUUUGCUAUGUGUCCAAAUGAUUUCAUGCUGUUGCCAUGACAAUUUCUUCACUAAAUCUGGGGCAUUGAUUAUUGUUCUAAACAUUACAGGAAUAGGUGUAUGCCUUAGAGAAAUAUUGUCAUGUAAGAUUUUGUUACUGUAUUCAUUGUGUGUGUGUGUGUGUGUGUGUGUGUGUGUGUGUGUGUGAGUGUGAGUAAUUUGCAAUUAUUUUUACUUGUUAAGAAAUGUAGAGUCGUCUGUUUUAGUCAAACAACUGAACUAUUGAAAUAUUUCACCAUCUCAGGUUUUGUAGACCACCAUGUUAACAACAAAAGGCUGAACUUCAUUUAGUCAGCUAAUCAUAAAUUGUUUUGAGAAAAAUUUAAUCAUUGUGCUAAAACUCUGCAUAUUGUUUGUUAGAUUGAUUUUUUCCCCAAAUUGAAUUUCAUUUGAUUUCUGUAACAUUUAAUAGAAUUGUAA